AUGAACAACAUUAAAGCAUUGAAAACUUCUAUUCCCCCAGAUUUCUUUGGAAAAACCUUCCGCGAUGCUGCUGAGGUAGCCCUUGAAUUGGGCAUAAGCUUCGUCUGGAUCGACAGUCUCUGCAUCAUCAAAGAUUCGCCCGAAGACUGGCAAAACGAAUCCGUGCAGAUGUCUCAGGUAUACGGCAACUCAUCAUGCAAUAUAGGAGCUACCUCUUCCUCCAACACAUUUGGGGGGUGUUUCAGCUCACAGAAUUGUGACGAGUUGAAACCAAUCAAGUAUAAGUUCAAUGAGCAACACGAUGGCGUCGAAUUCUACCUCACGAACGCCACGCAUUGA
This is a messenger RNA of Pestalotiopsis fici W106-1, 339 nucleotides long. RefSeq lists its product as uncharacterized. The record is from RefSeq and is a predicted model, not a curated record. The transcript has a single exon. The coding region runs from base 1 to 339 and encodes 112 amino acids. Lineage: Eukaryota; Fungi; Ascomycota; Sordariomycetes; Amphisphaeriales; Sporocadaceae.